Liolophura sinensis is the source of this 2301-nucleotide messenger RNA. RefSeq names its product two pore potassium channel protein sup-9-like. Gene Ontology annotation, molecular function: potassium ion leak channel activity; outward rectifier potassium channel activity. The transcript is spliced from 3 exons. The coding region runs from base 332 to 1591 and encodes 419 amino acids. Gene Ontology annotation, biological process: potassium ion transmembrane transport; stabilization of membrane potential. The record is from RefSeq and is a predicted model, not a curated record. Lineage: Eukaryota; Metazoa; Mollusca; Polyplacophora; Chitonida; Chitonidae. Gene Ontology annotation, cellular component: plasma membrane.
CUCAUUUACAUUGUUAGAAGCGGUGGUCGUAUUCUCACAUCAGCUACACUUUAAUGUAGAUUGUGCGACGUUCUCUUUAUUGACCCGAUGAUGCCAAGAGUAUCACAACCAAGGCGUUGUACGCCAUACACAGUUGCCGCCUGGAGAAAUACGUUGUGCGUCGAAACCUGGACCAUCAGAAUGGCGAUCUUUGGUUUUCGACAAAACACACAGACGAUGUGAUUUCAGGGAACUAUCAGAAUUUCCAAGUCAUUUUGUAAAUGUUUCUGCGAAAUGUGUAAAAUUCGUUAGUCUUAUUUGACAGCGAUCUGUUUAAUAUCAGAAGGUGAAAAUGCAUAAAUUCCCUGUGGAAGAUGCCUUGUUAUACGGUGACUAUGAUAAUACCGGAAACGGAAGUGUCCAUCCGCCAUCAAAUCACAUCGUCAUUGGACGAAGCAGGCGUGAAAUCCAGAGUAACAAUGGUAACGCUGGAAAACCGAAUAAAAAGAAGAAAGAAAAACAUCGCGAGGAGCCCUCGCCUUCGUCCUCGUCGUCUACCUCAAAGAAGUGCGCGAAUUGCUGCAGGAAAACAUUCGCAUUUUUCGUGUCUCACAUAGGCCUGUGCUCUCUAGUGGUUGGCUACUCCAUCGCCGGCGGGUUCAUCUUCAAGGAGUUAGAGGCUCCAUUCGAGGUGAAACAGAGAAACAAUGUGGCUGCUAAAAGGAAAUACUUCGUGGAGAAGCUGUGGAACGUGACAGAGGAGUUGAACAUUUUGUACAAGGACAACUGGACACUGGCGGCAGAGGAGAUGCUGACAGAUUUCCAGAUGGAGGUGUACAAGGCGACGAAGGAGAAGGGCUGGGAUGGUAAAGAUGGCGACACCGACCUACAGUGGUCAUUCUCCGGAGCGCUUCUUUACUCUGUUACUGUGAUAACGACAAUAGGCUAUGGCCACAUUGCCCCCAAAACAGCGAACGGCCGCUUGGUCACCAUUUUCUACGCGCUUCUGGGAAUUCCAUUAACUCUGCUGUGCCUGGCGAACAUUGGCCGAAUGUUUAGCGACUGUUUUAGGUUUACCUAUAAAUAUACAUGCCGAUGCCUAAAAUGGACGUUCUUACCCCAGCGGCCUAUCUUCAAACAACAAGCCGAGCGGAGAAAGAAUUCAAGCAUUAGGAAAAAAGCCAAGGAGCAGAUGUUAAAAUUAAACGAAGGAGACCCAGAGAGGGUUUUCUCUAUAGAGGAGCAGCGAGAGGCAGAAGAACGGGAAGAACCUGUGCGCGUUCCAGUUUGCAUAUCAAUGGGAGUUAUGUCCCUUUAUAUCUUUGGGGGCGCUGUUCUGUUCACGUUGUGGGAGGACAACUGGGAUUACCUGAUUGGCUCCUAUUUCUGCUUCAUCACUCUCUCCACCAUUGGGUUCGGUGACUUUGUUCCGGGAGCAAAUCUGAAUUCUUGGGCUAACCAGGAGAAGACAAUCCUUUGUACUUUAUACCUUGUCUUCGGCCUUUCCUUAAUCGCCAUGUGCUUCAAUCUCAUGCAAGAAGAGGUGAAACUCAAGUUUAGGUGGCUGGCCACAAAACUCAACAUCAUAGAAGGUAAUAAGCGGAAAGGAUAGUCUUAGCUGCUGACGAGUACUCAAAGAAUUCCAGGGAGCCGGAUAUACCAGAGUAAAUUACACGACUCGCUUAUUCCUACAAACAUUCGCCUUAUUCUUCCUGACAGGAAAGCUCACAGCUUUCUGUCCGUUUGUACAAGUAUAGUUAUGCUCCCGUGUUGCUGCUCCCCGCGUUGUCGAAGCCUUAAGUUAGUUCAGUGCUGUUUAGAACUGCUGAAGGGAGUCGCUGGAAUCUAUGUAAAACAUGUUACCUUCCCAAGAUGCAUCUCUGCUCUGUCGUGAGACUAAGGGAGUCAUGGUGAUAUUUUCAUUGGUAGCUCGGUGGCGAUAAGGCCAGGUUCUUCUCCUACCAUGCAGAGCUUUGACGUCAUGUUUGUCUCUAAUUUUGCAAAUCAAAAAUCGAUUUCAUUGGUCAGCACAAUCAAUCUAUCCGCUAAACUUCCCAUUAUUUGUGUGUAGACUGUGUUAAGUACAACUUCCAUGAUUUCAUAACCGCAGUAUCGAAACCAGAACAGUUUGCACAUUUUGUAAUUGAGUCUUAAUCAAUGGCAAAACCAACGAUGUGAUAUUAGAUGAGGUUUGAUAAAUAAGUCAACGAGGUUAUAGUGAUGCAAAUUUUGUUACUAGGGCUGGUCUGUUGGAUUGUUUGUUAAUACCAUACUCGAGGUUAGUAGAGCACAGCAUGUUGUUUUUUUAAAUAAACUGUCACU